This is a messenger RNA of Photinus pyralis (common eastern firefly), 919 nucleotides long. It is a transcript of the gene CCDC53, whose product is annotated as WASH complex subunit 3. Gene Ontology annotation, cellular component: WASH complex. NCBI's taxonomy places the organism in Eukaryota, Metazoa, Arthropoda, Insecta, Coleoptera, Lampyridae. The transcript has 5 exons. Gene Ontology annotation, biological process: exocytosis; actin filament polymerization. The coding region runs from base 234 to 734 and encodes 166 amino acids. The record is from RefSeq and is a predicted model, not a curated record.
UAGAAAAAAAUCCCUUGAAUCAUAGUCGGGUCUUCAUUUCUGAUCGCAUAGUAUAAUCUGCGUUGAUUAAUGAACAAACGCCUACAUAUAGGCAACACACCAUACACGAAAUUAUUCUUUACGUUUGUGUGGUUGUCUAAUCUCUUCCAAAGUGGUACCCCUGAAUCCGCACAAGUUUUUAAAACAUUUACGACAACAAACUCUUUAAAAUCAGACUUUUUUCCAUACUUAAAAUGGAGGUGUCCGACUUUGCCACGAUCGACCUGAACUGCGACUACGAAAAGAUAUCGCCCAUUCUGCAAAAGCGAAUUGUCGUUUUCGUAAAUCAUUUCUUAUCGAGCACCGUCUCGUUCUUAAACACAUUCGCGCAGUCUUGCGAGUCACGUUUGAUGGAAUUCGAGUAUAAAAUCCAAAAGAUCGAAGCCUCUUUGUUAAUUUUAGAGUCGCAAUUGUCCUCAAUAUCCGUGCUAAACAAAGUUGCAGAUAACGAGACUAAAGCUAGUGAAGUCGAACUACUUGAACUCCCUGAAGUAUCGGAGGAGAAGAAUGAGACUGUUGACAAUUCUAACCACGUGAAAGCGGCCGACGAUCCUAGAUAUCAAAAGUUCUUCAAAAUGCUACAGUUUGGGGUUCCUCUUCAAGCGGUUAAGAACAAAAUGGCAGUGGAAGGGUUUGAUCCGGACCUACUAGAUAAUCCUAAUGCGAAUGUUAGGAAUGACUCGGUUGAAGAUUAGUAGUUAAUUUAGUGUUAAUAAAAUCGUUCAAGAAUUGUUUAUAUUAUAUAUUCAGUACAGCUAUACAAAAAAACUUAAAACUGAAUCAUUUGUCCUUUACGUUUCUUGUCACCACCAAGUUCAAAGUGCUUGCAACGUUUAAGGGGAAGUUGUUUACGAUAUUUGCAUUCGGAACAUUCCAUACG